CCACACCCGACUUUGGGCUGAGGAUGCUCUCUGCUCGGGGCUCUGCAGCAGGCCGCUACCAUCGCCAACAUCUCAACUGGUACCCACUCGGCUGUGCUUAGCAAUGUCUCCUGGGCUACAGCAGGUUUCCGUGGGAGACAUUUUCUGUGAGAUUUGACUAAGAAAUGCGAAGCCACGCCGAGGGCUUUAGGGAGACAAGAUCCGAACGAGCGCUUCGUCCAGCUGAGUGUGCGGGAGGCUCGGGCCGCUCCUAAGCCGCCUGCGGCUCCGGAAACCAGAACCAGCACCACCCUCGGGCUCUGCGCUCCGAGGACGCUCACAGCCGCUGCUUCCGGGAUUGCGGGCGGAGUCGCGCCUGCGCUGUGGGGCGCGGGAGCCUGACGGGGCGGGGUGGGGCGGUUCUCGGCGCAGGGAACCCGGAAGCGAGAAGGGAAGGAGGGGACUGAAAACCGAGCGAACGGCAGCGGUGAUGGGAAGCGCGCCCCCGCCGGGACCAGACUGUCUUUCCGAAGCGCAGAGCCGCCCUUCUAAAACCACACCCACGCUCGCGGCUGCGCGCGCGCAGUCCCGCGGCUCUCGAGCGGUGGGCGGGGCCGCGCGCGCCAUUCUGACCAAUCGCGCGUCUCUCCGCCUCCCGGGUGGCUCUGCAGCCCCGUCCCCGCGGCAGGAAGUAGACCAAGAUUUCAUUUCCAGUAUGGAAAGCCCAUCAGACUCGCCUGUGACUCGACCUAGCACCCCACAGACCCGUGCGGAUCCAUCGCCCCAUACAAAUAGUUCACGGAAAGCGCCCAUGAGUGCAACACUUAAAGAAAGAUUAAGGAAAACAAGAUCUUCAUUUAAUUCCUGUUGCAGUGUAGUAAAACGUCUUAAAAUAGAGAAUGAAGAAAAUGAUGAGACCUUUCCUGAGAAACCAGCAUCUUCAACAGAAGAAAACUGUUUGGAAUUUCAAGAAAGUUUUAAACACAUAGAUAGUGAAUCUGAAGAAAAUACAUACUUGAAAAGUACUCUCAAAAAUAUCACUGCAUGUGAAUCUAAUUCACUUGAUACUAGGUCAUACAAUGCUCUUCAGAAAGAUUCUGUGAAUGAGAAUCUUGAACAAAGAUUAAUGGAAGAAAGAAUAAAAUUGGUGAAGCAGGUGCAGGACAAGGAAGAUCUCCUUCGGAGACUAAAACUAGUCAAAAUGUAUAGAUCAAAGAAUGACCUCUCACAGUUACAGCUGUUGAUAAAGAAGUGGAGAAGCUGUAGCCAGCUGUUGCUUUAUGAGUUGCAGUCAGCUAUGUCUGAAGAGAACAAAAAACUAAGCCUUUCUCAGUUGAUAGACCACUAUGGGUUAGAUGAUAAAUUGUUACACUAUAACAGAAGUGAAGAGGAAUUUAUAGAUGCUUAAUUAAUAACUUUUUUCUCAGAGUAUUUUUUCGUUCUCUUUUUCUGUUUUUCAGUACUGACUGGGAGAUCAAACCUAGGCUCUGCACUUUUACCACUGAGCCAUACCCCUUGGCUCCUCUCCAGGAAAUCUUUGAGAAUGACAACUUAAUGAAAAGACACUUAGACAUUUUAAGGGGAAGAUGUUAGCCAUUAGGGCAGUGGUGGUGAGCCUACAGCAUAUGUGCCACAGAGGGCUGUUGGUGUCCUUGAAAGCUCUAAAAGGUUCGCCAUCACUGCAUUAGAUGUAAGGUAUCUUGACCAUCAGUUUAGGGUACUCUAAAGACAUAUAAAUUAAGUCCUAAAAUGACAUACAGUAUUUUGAAUAGAUUUAACAAAGAGAAUUUGACAUUAACAGACAUGUUAAAAGCUGGGUUUGGUGGCACUUGCCUGUCUGUAAUUCAGGCAUCCUGGGAGACUGAUGCAGAAGGAUGAAAAAUUUGGGCUCAGCCUGGCAACCUAGCAAGACCCUGCCCUUCGGGCCAGGGAUGGAGCUCAGUGCAAAGGCCCUGGAUUCAAUCCCCAAAUACAUGAAUGAAUGGAUGGAUGGAUGGGUGAGGGAUGUAGUUCUGCGUGAAAGCGCCAGUGUGCCUGCGUGUGCACACAAAUUUAAACCAUGUUUAAAAACUAAUUUGGACAGUCCUGGGAACCCGUUUUAAUAUAUUGUUUUGCUUUUUAUGACAAAAAGUCUUAUUUUCAGUGUUCGUCCAAUCUGGUGAAUGUCUAGACCUAAACUGGUCCAAAAGUUCUCACCUCCUAAGAGAGAGGUGAACCUUGUUUCCAUUCAUUUAUUAUAUCUUGUCAUCUGCUGAUCUCAGAUAAUUAAACUUAUGUCCAAAAUUA
Molecule: messenger RNA, 2265 nt
Organism: Heterocephalus glaber (naked mole-rat)
Lineage: Eukaryota; Metazoa; Chordata; Mammalia; Rodentia; Bathyergidae
Gene: Sfr1
Product: SWI5 dependent homologous recombination repair protein 1
Biological process (GO): double-strand break repair via homologous recombination; positive regulation of DNA-templated transcription
Cellular component (GO): Swi5-Sfr1 complex
Source: RefSeq, a predicted model, not a curated record